CCUGUUUUAACAGUUGCACCGUUUGCGUCCCCAUUUUCGGCCCCGGCAAAUGUCUGGACGGCUGUCGAAAUAUGCCUAGAUGGCCAUUCUGAGACGUUGGAAUCCAGACCAUCUCGAAGAGGAAGAUAUAAGCUGCGAUUGAUGCCCGAGUCGAGCAAGAGAUCACGAUCACUUGCAAAUCACUUCCAAAACAAACACCAUUCUACAGCAAGCCUUUCCUGAGUAGCCUCUUGAGCAACUGGGAAAACACAUUCUUGAGGGACAAGCCUUCGUUAUCGGACCAUGAUCAAACAGCUUCUCCUUGCCUCCCUGGGCCUCCUAGCACUAGCGGCGGCAGAUAGCAGCAAUCCUCAACCCAAGCCCUUCGACUGUGGAACCGACACUGCUCACGCUUCCGAGGACUUCCUCAACACCAUCCAAUCGCUCCACUCGAACCAAGCCUCCGGCUCACCCGCGGCACGCGCAGCCCUCGCUGCACGUGACAAGGACAACAACUCAGCCAUCAGCGUUGACGCCGUCUUCCACAUUGUCGCUAAGCAAGACAAGAAGGGCGACAUCACAAACGACAUGCCGCAAGCGCAGCUCGACGCGCUCAACGAAGCCUACAAGGACUACGGCAUCCAGUUCAACCUCAUCAACAUAACGUGGAACACCAACGAUGCCUGGGCCGUCGGCGACAAAGACGCUGAUCUCGAGAUGAAAAAGGCACUGCGCCAGGGCACGUACCGCACGCUCAACAUAUACUUCCAGACCGACCUCUCGGGCGGCGUGCUCGGCCGCUGCACACUCCCGUCCAACAUCGCGAACGGCAAAUCCGACACCAGCGUCUACGCAAACGACGGCUGCAACGUGAACGCCAACACGAUGCCCGACGGCGCCAUGGACGGGUACAAUCGCGGCAAGACGGCCGUGCACGAGACGGGGCACUGGCUCGGUCUUCUGCACACGUUUGAGGGAAAUUCGUGCGAUGGGCCUGGCGAUUACAUCGAUGAUACGCCCAUGGAGAAGGAGAGUACGGAUGGGUGUCCGACGAAUCCGCCGAAGAGUACGUGUCCGCAGCAGCCAGGCAGCGAUAAGAAUGAUCCGAUUCACAAUUUUAUGGAUUAUUCGACGGAUGGCUGUUACGAGGGGUUUACGGCGAUGCAGCAUGAUCGAAUGCAUUAUAUGUAUAAUAUGUAUCGGGAUGGAAAUUAGGGGGUUGGCGGAAAGAGGUAAGAAUGGGUCAAGACUGUUCUCUAGAGGACCCGGUAUUGUCGGAUUGGUAGGUCACAGCCUUCUUUCUCGCGCGUUUUCUCUACUCAGUUGAUCGUCAUUGUCUAUUGCUC
Messenger RNA from Trematosphaeria pertusa, 1325 nucleotides. RefSeq names its product zincin. Gene Ontology annotation, molecular function: metallopeptidase activity. The coding region runs from base 283 to 1194 and encodes 303 amino acids. NCBI's taxonomy places the organism in Eukaryota, Fungi, Ascomycota, Dothideomycetes, Pleosporales, Trematosphaeriaceae. The record is from RefSeq and is a predicted model, not a curated record. The transcript has a single exon.